AAUCCCCACAUUUCAUGCUUUACUUGAUCAAAAAACCAUCACAGCUCAUGUUGAUGAAACUAUCAAAUUAGUGUGAAACAAAAAUCAAUAAAAAUUUCCUAAAAAAGAAGUUUUUUUUGGAUCCAAAACCCGAAAACAUUGGAUAAAAUUGAACCCAAAACCUUGCUUCCAUGGAUAAGUUAGGAACGAGUAAAUGGCAUUUGCCAUGGCAGCAAAACAAUUGGGUUCCGCUUUGUUCGCCAUUAAUGGCGGCUUAUCCUUUGAAAAACCAAAAAAAUAAAAUAAAAUAAAAACAGUUAAUCUAUCGUGGAUUCUAUCUGGAGAUAUUGUUUAUCAUUGAUUUUUUGGAUGAGUUCUUUUGGUUUCAUCUUUGGGUCGGUUUCAUUUUUUGGAGACCCACCUGAGCUUCGAUCUUACCCAGAAUCGGAUUUUAGAUCCCCUUCUUUUUCGUUACAUCGACUUAAAAAUUUUCUUCAUUUAGAUUGAACUAAGAAACCCUUUACAUAAUAUAUAUUAUAUAAUAUAAUGUAAUCUAUAUAAAUAUAUAUGUCGGUGUUUAAGGUUUGGGGAGGUGAAAUCCGAAUUCAGGUUGAGAUUUAGAGUGUGGGAUUUUUGGAUUAAUGGGGAUUUGUAUGAGCAGUAAUAAACAGAAGCUGAACCAACUUAAACACGGCCAAUCUCGCAGGAAGAAGAGUCCAGAAAUAAGAACAGAAACGCAGGGAUCAAAUGAAAUCAAAACUCAAACCGUCGUUCCUUUGACACCUGCCAGGGAUGUCAAAGAUCUCCGGCAGAAUCCUGGAUAUGACAAUGUUUGCAUAUUCACAUAUGAGGAGACAAGGUUGGCUACAAACGAAUUCCGGCCGGACCAUAUCAUCGGUGAAGGAGGAUUCGGGGUUGUGUAUAAAGGAGUCAUAGAUGAGAAGGUGAAGCCUGGUUACCCAACUACUGUAGUCGCCGUUAAGGAGCUUAAUCCUGAUGGGUUCCAAGGUGAUAGAGAAUGGCUGGCUGAAGUCAACUAUUUAGGGCAAUUCAGCCAUCCAAAUCUUGUGAAGCUCAUCGGAUACUGUUGUGAAGGUGAUCAUCGAUUGCUUGUCUAUGAAUACAUGGAAAGUGGAAGCCUCGAAAGACAUCUUUUUCGAAGAACCGAUUGUAGUUUGACUUGGUCGAAAAGAAUGAGGAUUGCUUUAGGUGCGGCAAAAGGGCUUGCUUUCCUUCAUGGUGCUGGAAGACCUGUCAUAUACCGAGACUUCAAGUCGUCCAACGUCUUGCUCGAUGCAGACUUUAAUGCAAAGUUGUCUGACUUUGGACUCGCAAAGGAUGGGCCAAUGGGAGACCAAACCCAUGUUUCAACACGAGUGAUGGGAACACAUGGUUAUGCUGCUCCUGAAUAUGUUAUGACUGGCCAUUUAACAGCAAGGAGCGAUGUCUACGGGUUCGGAGUAGUAUUACUAGAGUUGCUGAUCGGACGAAGAGUGAUGGAUAAGGGAAAGCUGGGCCCAGAGCGUAACCUAGUCGAGUGGGCUCGACCACUCUUGAACCAUAAAAAGAAGCUUAUAAAGAUCCUAGACCCUAAAAUGGAAGGACAAUUCUCACCUAGAUCUGCACUGAAAGUAGCCCAUUUGGCCUACCUAUGCCUUAGUGAAAACCCAAAAGGACGACCUCUAAUGAGCCAAGUGGUCGAAUGUCUCGAGACGAUUCAGGUAAAAGAUAUUAACCAAGAGGAGGCAUUGCUUCUCAAAGGGUCUCGCCACGGCGUUGGAACCGUAAAUGAACUUCCCCGUAAGUCCCCCAGGACAACUACGAGAAAGAGAAAUCCUAAUAGAAGUGAAAGUUACAAAGAUGGAUGCAAACAUAGAAACGAACCUGGAAAAGGGAGAAGCCAAAGUGAACCGCCAACAAAGGUUCAUCUUUCCGAGCCAUCGAGUUCUGAAGCCGAAGAUAAGGUAGAAAAUGUAGCGGAAGUGUCUAGCAAAAGAAUUACCUGAGAGCUGCCAUUUUCACUUGCAGUGGAAUAUAUUUGAGCUGCUUCUCUAAUAGUGCCUGGAUCUUUGCCCAUUUGUCCUUACCAUUUUGGAAAUGGUGGGGAAGAUUGGUCAGCAAGUAUUGGUCUCAAAUGGUAGGUCAAUUUGUGCUGGCAUGGCUGCUGCACUUUGUAAGUUUUGCUUCCCAACGUUUCUUCACUUGAAUUAAAUGAUAAAUUUAUAAUUUAAGCAAACCAAA
Messenger RNA from Gossypium raimondii (Peruvian cotton), 2220 nucleotides. Its product is annotated as probable serine/threonine-protein kinase PBL17. Gene Ontology annotation, molecular function: protein kinase activity; ATP binding. NCBI's taxonomy places the organism in Eukaryota, Viridiplantae, Streptophyta, Magnoliopsida, Malvales, Malvaceae. Bases 621 to 1985 code for a protein of 454 amino acids. The transcript has 6 exons. Gene Ontology annotation, biological process: protein phosphorylation. The record is from RefSeq and is a predicted model, not a curated record.